UCAGAAGACGUCAACUCCUCAGUGUUCGUAAAAUGAACCGUAAAAGCCUGUCAGGGGCAGCAAUUCUCAACCCAGGAGCAAGUCACUUCCUCAGAAGCCAAAAAUAAAGGCCAGAAAACCAAUACGGCGGGAGGGAGCUUGCCUAGCCACAACCAACUGGAUUCCACCCCAGCACCCCACAGCGUCCCCGAGCAACACUGAGUGUAGCUCAGCAUUCCCGUCCCUGAGCACCGCUGGGUGUAGCCCAAAAACCACAUACACAAGAAGUCGAUUUAUGCAUAUUUUUUUUGGUUUGGGGCUCAUACCCAGCCGUGCUCUGGGCUUACUCCUGGUGGGUUCUUUGUUUUGGGUUUUGGGCCACACCCAGUCCUGGCAGUACUCCGGACCAUAUGUGGUACCAGGGAUGUAACCCAAGUUGCUACAUUCAAGGCAACUUCCUUACCCACUAAACUAGCUAUCCAGACCCCCAUGUUCUGUUUUUAACUUGAGUAGCAAGUCCUAAAAAGUAUCGUCUUUUUUGGGGGCCUGAGCCACAGUAUAUAGUGCGGGAGGGGCACUUUCCUUGCAUGUGGCUGGCCUGAGUUCAACCCCCAGCAUCACGCAUGCUCCCCUGAGCACCACCAGGAGUGAUUCCUGAGUGCAGAGCCAGGAGUAACCCCUGAGCAUCACCGGGCAUGGGUGGCUCCCUCACACUCAUCCCCCCACACACACACAAAGAACUCAACUCCAGGAUACCAGCCCCCACAAUUCUAGAAUCUUUUGAGAAGUGAACCAAGUGCCCCAGAGACUCCCAAGGUGGGCCUUGAUGCCGAGCCACCUCCACUGCAGCUACACCAAUGGGCAACGCACCCCAGAGGGGCAGCCGGGCAGCGGGAGGGGUGCCCGUGGGGCUAGAGCUCUCCGAGGCCAUCCUGCUCGAGGACCGAGUGGCCAUCUACGCGCUGCUGCAGAGCCACCCUGUGGACCAGCCCCUCGCCAUGCUGGCUGGCUUCUCCCGCUACAGGUCACCACUCAACCAGAUGCAGUCCGUUGCACCCAUCCACCUGGCCGCCGAGCACCACCGGGCCCAGAGCUUGCUCUGUCUGCUGGAGCACGGGGCUGACCCCGAAACCAGGGACACGCAAGGACUGACCGCGCUUCACCGCGUGCUCCUGCACUGGCCACUCGCUUCCCCCAUGUGGGCAAAGCCAGGGAGGCACCGCCAAAGGGCCCCGGCACAGGCCCAGCAGAGCGCUCUGGCGUGUCUCCAAAUUCUGUGCGAACAUGGGGCCCGAGUGAACGCUCGUGUGGACAGUGGCAGCCGCCACUCGCCACUACACCUGGCCGUCACCUAUGGGACCUGUCCAGUCCUCACCAUGUUGGCCCAAAGGGGGGCCCGGGUAAACGCCACCGACUCGUCCAGCAUGACCCCCCUGCACGUGGCCGCGAACAGCCUCAACCAGGGGAUGAUGGAGACGCUCAUCGCGUGCGGGGCCGACGUGAACCAGGCCAUGUCAGCCACGGGGAGCGCGGCCCUGCAGCUGGCCGUGUGCGUGGCCUCCAGCAAGGCAGGUCGCCUGCUGGCAGCGGGGCUCGGCUGCAUCAGGCUGCUGCUGGCGCACGGGGCCAGGGUCAAUGCCCAGGACCACGAGGGCCGGGCAGCCAUGCACGCAGCAUGUUGGGGUGGCAGGAAGGCGGUGAUUGAUCUCCUGCUGGAAUCGGGGGCUUCUGUCAACACCCUGACACGGCGCGGGGAGUCACCCGUCUACAAGUACCUGGAGCGCGGCUCCAACAUCAGAGACAGGCCGCUCCUGGGCCGCCUGCUCCAGCACACCCACCCGCUGCAGCUGACCAAUGCCCAGGGCACGCUGCCCGCGGGGCUCCUGCUGCCCGAGUUCCAGCUCCUGCGGGAAACGCUGAUGAGGGAAUCUCGGGAGCCCGCGUCCCUGGAGGACAUCUGUCAGAGGAGCCUCCGGAGCGCAGGCGGGGAGAAGCAGAAACAACGGCUGAAGGAGCUUCUCCCGGGGACGAUGUGGCUGGCUGUGGCUGGCCGCCAGGACGCAGCUACCCCCUGAAACGGGGCCUCCCCGAUCAGAGCGCAAUGGGGCUUCACAUCACUCGUUCUCACUCCAAAACCCAGAGCAGACUCAGCCCAUCACCCUGCACAUCCCAAAUACCUAAACUCGGUAGUUUUAAACACCUUUUCAAACCGCCCCCAUCCUGAUUUGCAUAAUCAACCUUUGUUUCCCUGAAAUGCAUUUUAUGUCAUUUUUUGUCUGUCUGUAUCUUUGGCCACACCCAGUGGUGCUCAGGGCUUACUCCUGGCUUUGCACUCGGGGAUCACUGGUGACGCUCAGGGGAUCAAAUGGGGUGGGGUGCCAGGGAUUAAACCAAAGCCCCACCCACUGUAUUCUCUCUCCAGCCCCACAUUUUCUGUGACUUAAUUUUUGCCCCAAAAGCACGCAGACUAAAACAUAUCCAAGAAGUAUUUCUCUUCCUGAUUAUUUUUGGUAGAUAAAGAUUGAAAGUCAUUAAAGACCUUCCUUUAGCUAGAUGUUUUGUUGUCUUGUUUUUUGUUUUGUUUUUUUGCCGGGCCAGGGAUUAAAGCCAGGGCCUAACUAAGGCCAAGUCAAGCCCUCUCCACUGAGCUCUACCCUGUCCUUGACAAGUUUAACAAUAGCACAGGGGCUGGAGAGACAGUGGGUAGCGAAGCAGGCAA
Molecule: messenger RNA, 2698 nt
Organism: Sorex araneus (European shrew)
Lineage: Eukaryota; Metazoa; Chordata; Mammalia; Eulipotyphla; Soricidae
Gene: ANKRD61
Product: ankyrin repeat domain 61
Exons: 3
Coding region: 837-2054 (405 amino acids)
Biological process (GO): RNA processing
Molecular function (GO): RNA nuclease activity; RNA binding; protein binding
Source: RefSeq, a predicted model, not a curated record